UAAGACAUUUGUCUAUGCUUCAUUCUGUUUCCGCCCGGCAUCGACAGGAGACGCAUCGUCAUUGUCGUGAAUUAAAGUUAAUUUAUCUGAAACUCAGUAAUAACGCACCAUGGCUUUGCCACGAGUUUUCUUUGACGUUUCUGCUGAUGGUUCAGCUUUGGGAAGAAUUGUUGUUGAGCUGAGAACAGAUGUCACCCCCAAGACCUGUGAAAACUUCCGCGCCCUGUGCACCGGCGAGAAAGGUUUUGGCUACAAGAACUCGACCUUCCACCGGGUGAUCCCCAACUUCAUGUUGCAAGGAGGUGACUUCACAAACCACAAUGGCACUGGUGGAAAGUCCAUCUACGGUGAGAAGUUUGCUGACGAGAACUUCGUCCUCAAGCACACCGGCCCUGGAGUCCUGUCCAUGGCCAACGCUGGCCCCAACACCAAUGGAUCCCAGUUUUUCAUCACCACCGUGAAGACUUCUUGGUUGGACGGCAGACACGUCGUCUUCGGAACCGUUGUAGAAGGCAUGGAUGUUGUCAAGCAAGUUGAAGCCUUCGGCUCCCAGUCUGGCAAGCCCUCAAAGAAAAUCAUUGUCUCCGAUUGUGGUCAACUCUCUUAACUUAAUUCAGUAAUAAUUAUAAAAGUAUAACACAAUAUUUUUUAAGUUUAAAACUAUGUCCUCCCAAUACCUUCCCAGUCUUCAAGAGAAUACAAUUAAUAUGGGUCAUUCCAAUUAUGAUAAACUUAUUGCUAUGUUUUAGGUUGCAAACUAGGGAUUGCAUUUAUUUCUGUGCAUUGUUUAUUCAUAAUAAAUUAACUUAUAUAAACUAA
Molecule: messenger RNA, 819 nt
Organism: Trichoplusia ni (cabbage looper)
Lineage: Eukaryota; Metazoa; Arthropoda; Insecta; Lepidoptera; Noctuidae
Gene: Cypa
Product: peptidyl-prolyl cis-trans isomerase-like
Exons: 2
Coding region: 110-607 (165 amino acids)
Biological process (GO): protein peptidyl-prolyl isomerization; protein folding
Cellular component (GO): intracellular membrane-bounded organelle
Molecular function (GO): peptidyl-prolyl cis-trans isomerase activity
Source: RefSeq, a predicted model, not a curated record